UCUGUCCCAGGUGCAGCUCCAGCCCCAGACAUGUCCUGCUACACCCCGUGCCUGCCCUGCCAGCCCUGCGGCCCGACCCCGCUGGCCAACAGCUGCAAUGAGCCCUGUGUCAGGCAGUGCCAGGACUCCACCGUGGUCAUCCAGCCCUCCCCCGUGGUGGUGACCCUGCCCGGGCCCAUCCUCAGCUCCUUCCCACAGAACACCGCCGUGGGAUCCUCCACCUCCGCUGCCGUUGGCAGCAUCCUCAGCUCUCAGGGAGUGCCCAUCAACUCCGGGGGCUUUGGCCUCUCUGGCCUGGGCAGUGGCCUCUGUGGCAGGAGGUGCUUCCCCUGCUAAAACUGCUGCCCAUGGCCCUGGGGAAGGCCC
Pipra filicauda (Wire-tailed manakin) is the source of this 366-nucleotide messenger RNA. RefSeq names its product feather keratin 1-like. Lineage: Eukaryota; Metazoa; Chordata; Aves; Passeriformes; Pipridae. Bases 31 to 336 code for a protein of 101 amino acids. The transcript has a single exon. Gene Ontology annotation, cellular component: intermediate filament. The record is from RefSeq and is a predicted model, not a curated record. Gene Ontology annotation, molecular function: structural constituent of cytoskeleton.